CCGCCGGGGCGGUGAGGGACCCCACGGGGGGGAUGAGGGCUCCUCGGAGCCGCGGGGCUCAGCCCGGCUCUGCGGUGCCUCCGCCGGUAGCGAGGGCCCCGACGGGCCGGGGCCGCCUGACCGGCCGUGGCCGUGCUCGGGCUGGUCCGUGCUCGGUGCUGGGAGCAUCGCCUGGGUCGCCCCCGCGGCCGCUCUCCGCUCCCUGCAGAGGUCCCGUUGUGUCCCCAGCACCGGGGUUAUGCUGGAGAUGCCCUCGUGUACCCCCUCCAGCUGCGGAGCUGCCGCUGCGCCCCCAGUGCCAGCCCUGCGGCUGCAGAUGUCCCCCCCACAUCCCACCCUGGUCCUUUUCACUUCUUGGGGCUGUCAAUGUCCCAUUGUGUCCCUCAAGCCUGGCUGAAGAGGUGCCAUCGCGUCCCGCUCCCCGGCUGUGGCUGUUCCAUUGUGUGUCCCCCCAGCAACCCUGGGCCUGCAGAACUCCUGUCAUGUCCCUUCCUCCAGCGCUUGGAUGUGCCAGUCCCCAUCGUGUCCCCGCCAUGCGGCUGUGGGAGCCCCGCCAUGUCACCCUGCCAGGCUGCACAGGUCCCACCUUGUCCCUCACAGCCAGGGCUGGUCCCAUCUCAACCCCCACGCACAGACCAAGCUCCUCACGCCACCUUUUUUUUUUUUUUACCCGAGUGCCGAUGGGGAAGUGAGACUUGCUGCUCGCUGGGGCGGCCAGGGUGGUUCUGUGCUCUGCUCCCUCACUGCCCGUCUGGGCCACCUUUCUCCCAGCAGAAUCCAGCAUGGAAAGCUUCCUGCAGAGCGUGGAGAAGGACCUGAACAUCGACCGCCGGCAGCUGGCCCCCGAGAGGACCCACGUCACCGCCUUGGUGCCGGCCAAAUGGCUGCAGAGCCUCAAGGAGCGCCGGCUGCUGCCGCCGGCCUGCCCGCGGCCCGAGGGGCUGAGCGAGGUGGAGCUCAGGACCUUCCUGCAGCACUCGGUGCAGAAACUCCCGGCGGGCUGGACACGGGUGGAGAUCCACGGGCUGAGGAAGGCCCGGCUGGGGUACCCGCUGCUGCGGGCGCAGCCUCCUGAGCAGCAGCGUGGCAGCGUGGACACCCUGCACGGCUUCAUGCAGAGCGUGGCCGCCCAGAACUACCACAACCUGUGGGGCCGGGCUCACGGGAUGUACGCGCGGCCCUACCGGCGCCCGGACGCGCCGCCCACGGUGCCGGCGCUGGACGCGCUGAGGGCUGCCCUGCACAGAGCCUACGGCUGCCCCGUGCUCCAGGUGGGCAGGAACGUGCCUGGCACGUCCCCCGCCAAGGAGAGCGUGGCCAAAGGGGUGUCCUUGUGCCCCAACGUGCUGCAGGCUGAGGCGCUGCUGGAGUCGGCGGACAUGCUGUACGUCGUCUACCCCUAUGUGCAGUACUGCCUGCACGACGUCGUGACCUUCAGCCCGGCCAAGCUCACCAACAGCCACGCCAAGAUCCUCUUCCUCCUCUUCCACGUGCUGCAGGCCAUGAAGGCUUGUCACCAGGCGGGUCUGGCUUGUGGAGAUUUCUCCCUUCGGGACGUGGCUGUGGAUGAGAAGCUGUGCAGCCGGCUGCGUGUGAACUUCAGGGGGUACGAGGGACCGGGGGAGGAGGAGGAGAAUCUGGAAGGAGAGAGCAAGCAAAGCUGCGUGCAAAGGCAGGAGGGGACGUGCAGUGCCUGCCAGAAGGACCUCCGAGACCUGGUGUUGCAGUGGGUGCACGGGCAGGUCAGCAACUUCGACUACCUUAUGCGUCUGAACAGCCUGGCUGGGAGGAGAAUGGGAGACCCCAAUUACCACCCGGUUCUUCCGUGGGUGGUGGACUUCACUACCAAAAACGGCAAGUUCAGGGACCUAAGGAAAUCCAAGUUCCGUCUCAACAAGGGGGACAAGCAGCUGGACUUCACCUACGAGAUGACCAAGCAGGCGUUUGUUGCGGGGGGCUCGAGUGGGGAGCAGCUCCACGUCCCCCAUCACAUCUCGGAUGUCCUCUCAGAUAUCACCUACUACGUGUACACGGCCCGCAGGACACCCAAGGCAGUGCUGUGCUGCCACGUGAGGUCCCAGUGGGAGCCCAACGAGUACCCAGCCAGCAUGGAGCGCAUGCAGAGCUGGACACCUGACGAGUGCAUCCCAGAGUUUUACACAGACCCUUCCAUCUUCCGCUCCAUCCACCCCGACAUGCCCGACCUGGAUGUGCCGUCGUGGUGCAGCUCCUACGAGGAGUUCAUCGAAGUUCACCGCAUGCUGCUGGAGAGCCGGGAGGUCUCCCAGGACCUGCACCACUGGAUUGACCUCACGUUUGGCUACAAGCUGCUGGGGAAGGAUGCAGUCAAGGAGAAGAACGUCUGCCUCCACUUGGUUGACAACCACACGCACCUGACCACCUACGGGGUCGUGCAGCUCUUUGACCAGCCCCAUCCCAGGCGCAUGGUGGGACCUGCCUACACUCCUGCUGAAGCUCCAGCCAUUGCCCGGCCUCUGCUCCAGAACAUCCGGGAGACCGUGGUUUUGGAGGACAUCCAAGGCCAGGUGACAGAUGCAGUCAAUGGCCUGGUCCUGGAGGCUACUCCCAGUGAAAUCACCUUGUCUGGGGAGAAACCCAUGGCUGGUGAGGAUGAUUUGGAGCAAGGCACGGAAGCCCUGGAUUCCAUUUCUGCUCCUGGGAGAGCCCCUGACCAGCCCUGUGCCACUGUGCCUCCAGCACAGCCCUCCACCCUCCCUGCUUAUGUCACCGAGGGCAAAUCCUCAGGGGUCCGGCCGCUCCGUCGGAGCAAGGCAGGGGCUGUGGAUCAGCUCGACAUGAAGAUCACGCUUCCUGAAGGCUUCAACCCACUCCAGGCCCUGGAGGAACUGGAGAAACUGGACAAUUUCUUGGUUAAAGGCUUAAGCAGCGAGAUGCAGCUGAUGGAGCAGCCGUGGGAAGAGCCACCUUUGGGUCUCUCAGACCUCUUCCAGAGGGACAUGCAGGCUCUGGGCAUCCUGGUAGCUGAGAUUAUAUUUGCACCGAGGCUUCGUCCCUCGAAGCCGGACGCGUCGCUGUUGGAGCGGUUCCUGAUGGUGAGGAACCUCUGCCGUUACCAUCCCAAGGAGAUCCCGGCCCCGCUGCAGCACGUGCUGCACGUCCUGCUGCAGCUGAGCGUGCCCGUGGAGAAGCUGCUGAAGAGCAGGCUGGGCAAGGGCACGGUGCAGUUGUUUGAGUACAAACCUAUCUCCCAGGGCCUUCCCCCUCCCUGUCCCACGCAGCUCCUCAGCCCCUUCAGCUCCAUUGUCCCCUUCCCCACGUACUUCCCAGCUCUGCACAAGUUCAUUUUCACCUAUCAGGCAAAGAAGAUAGAGGAUGAAGGGCAAGGCCGGGAGCUUGUUUUCCAGCUGUGGCAGCAGCUGGAGGGGAUCCUUGCUGAAAUCACUCCUGAGGGCCUGGAGAUUCUUCUGCCUUUCAUAUUAUCACUGAUGUCUGAGGAAAACACCGCUGUCUACGCAGCCUGGUACCUCUUUGAACCCAUAGCUAAAUCCCUCGGGCCCAAGAAUGCCAAUAAAUACCUGCUGAAACCCCUGAUCGGAGCCUACGAGACGCCCUGCUCCCGCCACGGCAGGUUCUACCUGUACACAGACUGCUUUGUGGCCCAGCUGAUCGUGCGCCUGGGGCUGCAGUCCUUCCUCCUGAACCUGCUGCCCCACAUCCUGCAGAUCCUCGUGGGCAUCGAGAGCUCGCGGGAGGAGAGCAAAUCCUUCCUCGGCACCGCUGAGGACGAUGAGAGCGGAGGGGAGAGCCCGGUGUCGUGUGUGUUUGGGGAGGAGAUCAAGAUGGACGUGGAGCACAGCUCUGCUGCGCUUGACCUCCUGGACUACACCUCUGGAGUCAGCUUCCGUGACCAGGCCUACCUGCCCGAGGGUGAGGACUUCCAGAGUGGCCUCUACGUUGGGGAAUCCCUGCAGCCCCAGGAGCAGGAAUCGCUCAGCCUCGGCCGGCUGAGUGACAAGAGCAGCGCCAGCGAGGUGUCCUUGGGCGAGGACAGACCUGCAGACGGGGACUCCCAGAAGGACAAGAGCAGCUUGAAGUCGAUGGACAGCAGCCAGGACCUGAAGCAGAGCGAGGAGUCAGAGGAGGAGGAAGAGGAGCACGAGGAAGAGGAGCACGAGGACGCGGUGGUCGAUGCGGAGCUGACGGUGGUCGUGGAUGCUGCUGGGGCCUCUGUGGAUGUCACCCUGGCUGAUGACAGCAGCGAGCCAGAGGAUGGGGAGGGAGAGGAGCUGCCGGAUCACCCUGAUGACAAAGAGCAGACCAUACUGCUGGACACAGCCUGUAAGAUGGUGAGGUGGCUCUCAGCCAAGCUGGGCCCGACCGUCACGUCCCGCUUCAUCGCCAGGAACCUGCUCCGGCUGCUCACGUCCUGCUACGUCGGCCCGACCAGGCAGCAGUUUGUACCGAGCAGCGAUGAGAACAGUCCCCUGAGCACAGGAAAUAUCUACCAGAAGCGGCCCGUGCUGGGAGAUCAGGUGUCCAAGGCUGUGCUGGCCUGCCUCGUGCACGUGGCAUAUUUGUAUGGAGAGCCUGUCCUCACCUACCAGUACCUGCCCUACAUCAGCUACCUGGUCGCACCCGGCGGUGGCUCUGGCGGCGUCCGGCUGAACAGUCGGAAGGAGGCCGGGCUCCUGGCUGCUGUGACACUGACACAGAAGAUUGUGGUGUGUCUGUCUGACACCACACUGAUGGACAUCCUGCCCAAGAUCAGCCAGGAGGUGCUGCUCCCAGUGCUGGGCUUCCUCACUUCGCCAGCUGUCGGUUUCCCCAGUGGAGCCCAGGCCCGCGUUGUCCUGUGUGUGAAGACAAUCAGCCUCAUUGCCUUGAUCUGCCUGCGGAUUGGGCAGGAGAUGGUGCAGCAGCACCUGAGUGACACAGUGAGGAACUUCUUUGGGGCAUUCUCGCUGCUGCAGGAGCUGCAGGACCAGGGGUUGACAGCAGAGUCACUGAGCAGCUGUGAGGUGUCAGUGAUGGAGGUGCCCCUUUCAGACGGGAAGCUGCUGGCCCUGGAUCCAUCCGUGCUGGUGGAGUUACAGAAGGUGUUCAACCCUGAAAUGGCCUACAUCACCUACAUCCCCUUCUCCUGCUUGCUGGGUGACGUUAUCCGCACGGUUGUGCCCAACCACUCUCUGGUUGAGAAGCUGGCCAGCCUCCACCUGGAGAACGUGAACCCCCAGAACCUGCAGGACGUUGGCCUGGAGCAAACACCGAGCGUGGUGGGCUCAGACCAAGACCCUCGAGGGGCUGAGCCCUUCUCCAGCCCCCAGGAGGACACUCACUCUGGCACUUUUGGGAGUGUCCUGGUGGGGAACCGCAUCCAGGUGCCCGUGGACACGCAGCGGGAGGGUCUUGGCUUGCUCCACCUCAGUGCUGGCACCGAUGGAUUCGCUCCCAGCUCAUCCAGCGGGGAGAGUGCCCUGAAGCACGACCUGCCCCGCAGCACCCACAUGCUGUGUGGGAACUGGCUGGCCUACUGGCAGUACGAGAUCGGGGUGAGCCAGCACGACCCUCGCUUCCACUUCCACCAGAUCAAGCUGCAGAGUUUCUCAGGGCAUUCUGGGGCCAUCAAGUGCGUGGCACCCCUGGGCAGCGAGGAUUUCUUCCUGAGUGGCAGCAAGGACAAGACGGUGCGGCUUUGGCCGCUGUACAACUACGGGGAUGGCACCAGCGAGGUGCCGCCGCGCUUCACCUACGCCGAGCACAAGAAGUCUGUGUUCUACGUGAGCCAGCUGGAGGCACCGCAGCACGUGGUGAGCUGUGAUGGCACCGUGCACAUCUGGGACCAGUUCACGGGCAAGCUUCUGCGGACCUUUGAUGAGUUGGACAGCAAAGUCCCCAUCACAGCUGUGACCACCAUGCCACCUCCCUACCACAGCAUCUCUGUGGCCAGUGCAGACUCUGUGCUGAGGUUCAUCGACCACAGGAAGCCAGGACUACAGCUCCCCUGAGCUUCACCCCCCAGCUGGACUGUCUGUGUUGCAGCACGAGUUCCGCCUGGCCAGCGGCGU
This is a messenger RNA of Onychostruthus taczanowskii (white-rumped snowfinch), 6047 nucleotides long. RefSeq names its product WD repeat domain 81 (gene WDR81). The record is from RefSeq and is a predicted model, not a curated record. Gene Ontology annotation, biological process: aggrephagy. The transcript is spliced from 9 exons. Bases 783 to 5987 code for a protein of 1734 amino acids. Lineage: Eukaryota; Metazoa; Chordata; Aves; Passeriformes; Passeridae. Gene Ontology annotation, cellular component: mitochondrion. Gene Ontology annotation, molecular function: protein binding; phosphatidylinositol 3-kinase regulator activity.